Molecule: messenger RNA, 1739 nt
Organism: Uranotaenia lowii
Lineage: Eukaryota; Metazoa; Arthropoda; Insecta; Diptera; Culicidae
Gene: HDAC3
Product: histone deacetylase 3
Exons: 2
Coding region: 1-1296 (431 amino acids)
Molecular function (GO): histone deacetylase activity
Source: RefSeq, a predicted model, not a curated record
AUGAGUUCCAAAAAGGUGUCUUACUUUUUUAACCCGGACGUUGGAAACUUCCAUUAUGGUCCGGGACAUCCGAUGAAACCCCAUCGGCUCUCGGUUAUUCAUCACCUGGUCAUGAACUACGGGCUGCACAAGAAGAUGCAAAUCUACAGGCCUUACAAAGCGAGUGCCCACGACAUGUGCCGAUUCCACAGCGAAGAAUACAUUGAAUUCCUGCAACGUGUCACCCCUCAGAGCAUUCAGAACUACACCAAGUGCCUGUCCGUGUUCAACGUCGGGGACGAUUGUCCGGUGUUUGAUGGGCUGUUCGAGUUCUGCGCCAUGUACACCGGAGCUUCGUUGGAGGGUGCCCAGAAGCUGAACCACAAUCACAGCGACAUCUGUAUCAACUGGUCCGGGGGGCUGCAUCACGCGAAAAAAUUCGAAGCUUCCGGAUUUUGUUACGUGAACGAUAUUGUCAUCGGAAUAUUAGAACUACUCAAGUACCAUCCGAGGGUUCUGUACAUCGACAUCGAUGUGCAUCAUGGCGAUGGUGUGCAGGAAGCAUUCUAUCUAACCGAUCGCGUUAUGACAGUAUCGUUUCACAAGUAUGGAAACUAUUUCUUCCCCGGAACUGGAGAUAUGUACGAAAUAGGGGCCGAAUCUGGUCGAUACUAUUCUGUGAACGUUCCAUUGAAAGAGGGUAUAGACGAUCAAAGUUAUGUCCAGGUCUUCAAACCGGUCAUAUCGGCAGUAAUGGAGUUCUAUCAACCGACCGCUAUCGUGCUUCAAUGUGGAGCUGAUUCCCUUGCCGGAGAUCGACUGGGAUGUUUUUCGUUAAGCACAAAAGGUCACGGAGAGUGUGUGAAGUUUGUAAAAGAUCUGAACGUUCCCACGCUGGUAGUCGGCGGAGGUGGUUACACUCUUCGGAACGUAGCACGUUGCUGGACCUAUGAGACGUCGCUCUUGAUCGAUGAAACUAUAUCCAAUGAACUACCGAUGAAUGAUUAUCUGGAAUUUUUCGCUCCGGAUUUCACACUUCACCCGGAUAUCCCCUCACGACAGGACAACGCUAACAGCAAACAGUACCUGGAAGCAAUCACGCGGCACGUUUACGACAAUCUGAAGAUGUGCCAACAUGCACCCAGUGUUCAAAUGUUCGACAUUCCCGAGGAUGCUCUGCCGGAAGAGAUCAAAGUAAAAGAGGAACCAAAUCCGGAAGCCCGCAUGACCCAAGAAGAGGAGGACAAACAGGUUGAGCCGAAGAACGAGUUUUUCGACGGUGAAAACGACAAUGACAAGAGCGAAAACGAACCCUAGCACUAGCAUUAGUACACGAGUAAGGGGGUUCGCACAAUUCAAAUAGAUUACUCACUAACUUUUAGGAGCUAGUAGCGCAGCAUGUUAAAGUUUAAGUAGACUUUUAUGCUCAAUUAAUCGAAAACCGAUCAGCUUCCGUCACACUGGUUGUAGAAAUUAUGCAACCGAACCCCGAGCUGCACCUUACCUUGAUAGUUUAAGGGUUGAAGUAACGCCUUUAUUGGAAAAAAUAAUAAGUCGGUAACUGCAACUGUUAAUUUUAUCAAUGUGCGGCUCGAGGUCAGUUCUGUGAGACUCGUAGAAGCUGGUAUAUAGCAUGCAUAAAAAUAAGUAAGAUUUUAUCAUUAUCUAAGCUUUAGACGGGUCGUCCACGGUACGAUGGACAGAAGACCCGGUUUUAUACUUUUAGGAACUAAUAAAUUUUCAAUUGCUAUAGACACGCA